AUGACGUCUCCUCGAUCGCACGAAGAAACAUCUUCAGUGGGAGACACGACGAUGUCCCAUGCGGCCGAUGUCGGCUCUAGCAUGGCAUUGACGGUUUCAGAAACAUUUGUAGGGCCAAUUCUGACACUGUGUCAGCCACAAAUGUCGACACCAACAACAAUGGGAACUUCUGGGCAAUAUAUGCCCAGUUUUACGGUCUCCAUGCACAAGACGUUGGGAAUGCCGACUGAGUUUAUAGCAAAUUUUAUCUUACAGACAGAACUGCCUAGGGGAUGGAAAGUCCUGAAAUUUACCAAGUUCGUUGGAGAUAUUGAGGAGUCCACCGUCGAACACGUGGCCAGGUAUCAAACUGAGGCCGGAGACAUAAAGAACAAUGAGGAUUUGAAGUUAAAAUACUUCCCAAGUUCUCUUACGAAGAACGCGUUCACGUGGUUCACAACGCUACCUCCACAGUCGAUCCAAACCUGGACACAAUUAGAGAGAUUGUUCCAUGAAAAAUUUUACAUGGGGCAAUCAAAGAUUAGCCUAAAAAAACUAGCUAGCGUUAAGUGGAAAGUUGUUGAGUCGGUUGAUCAAUACCUAAAUAGGUUUAGGCUGUUAAAAGCACGAUGCUUUACUCAAGUCCCUGAGCAUGAAUUAGUCGAGAUAGCUGUUGGGGGUUUGGAUUAUUCUAUAAGGAAAAAGCUGGAUACUCAGUAUCUUAGAGAUAUGGCCCAAUUGGCCGACAGAGUUCGAUGCAUCGAACGGCUGAAAGCUGAGAAGUCCAAGACGGGUCGAUAUCAUAAGAAAGAAAAAAUAUCUUAUAUCACAGUCGAAGGUUGUUCUUCCGACGAUGAAGAUAUAAUCGAAAGAAGUGAGGUUAACAUGGCAGAACUGAAGCCCGGACCUCCAUAUGUGUGUAAGGUUUUAAAUAAUUCGAAUGGGAAGAACCCAAUUGAAGCCGAGAAAAUAGAUAAAUACGUAGCUAAGACAUAUACGUUCAACAUGUCUAAGUGCGACGAAAUCUUUGAUCUGUUAGUAAAAGAUGGUCAGAUUAUCGUCCCUCAGGGUUUAAAGGAUCUCCCCUAG
Lathyrus oleraceus (garden pea) is the source of this 1068-nucleotide messenger RNA. RefSeq lists its product as uncharacterized. The record is from RefSeq and is a predicted model, not a curated record. Bases 1 to 1068 code for a protein of 355 amino acids. Lineage: Eukaryota; Viridiplantae; Streptophyta; Magnoliopsida; Fabales; Fabaceae. The transcript is spliced from 2 exons.